AUGACGCGGCUGCAUCAAUGCCGCAGCUCACCUAGCAAGCUCUCGAGGAGCGGCAAGAGAACGUCGAAGAGUAGAAUAUGCCUGCGGAAGCUCGCACAGAGCACGGGGAACUUGGAGCUCCGCCGGAACUACGUGCCUCGGAGCCAGGAUGAAACUUCCGCUUUGAUAGAGCCGCAACUCAAGAGCCAGAAGGAGAGCUGGCUCGCUCUAGCUCUGUUUUCCGCGCUGUUGUGCUCGCAAUGUUGCGUGUGGAACACUUGGGGCCCGAUAGCAGGUUUCGCCCUGCAGGCCUUCCCGAACUGGAACGAGUCAUUGGUGGCCCUGCUGUCCGACUGGGGAUGCAUCAGCUACCUCACCUGCUGCGUACCUUGCUGCUGGCUGCUCUACAAAAAAGAAUCUAGAUUUAAGCAGAAUACACAUGAUUUUUAUUUAUUGAUUUAUACUAAAAUUGAGAUGAGCGUGCUUAUCAAAGGCCUGGCGAUGUCUCUGCGAAUGGCGGCGAUCCUGUCGACUAUGGCGACCUUCGUCCGAUGCGUGUUCCACGAGGAGAACAUCUUCACGAUAACAGCGCACACCGCGGCCAUCCUGAACGGAUUAUCGGGAGUGAUCCUUGGUCCUGCUACAGCGCUGGUCUCUGCGGUCUGGUUCCCUCCGGGCGAGCGCACCACCGCUACUGGCAUAUCUUCCGCUUGUAAUCAAUUGGGAAUGGCAAUCUCCUAUCUAAUUGGACCGGCCGUAGUAGGGAACACGGCCGUGUACAAUACCACCUUCUCGACGAGGAAUGCGAGUUCCAGCGAGAGUGCUGCUUUCGAUAAGGCAUACUCCAGGGCACUGCGAGUGCAAAUUAUGUCUCUCAUGCGGAUCGAAUUUGUCGGUCAAUUCUUGAUCCUGGUAGGCGUCCUGUGCUUCCUUCCGAAGGAACCCUGCCAAUCUCUUGUGCCUUCUGAAAUCUCUGAGCGUCUGGGUCUCGUAGAAUCUGUCGUUCGGCUCUUAAAAAACAGAAACAUGUGGCGUCUCUGUUCGGCAGCUGCACUUAGCCAAGGCGUGACUGGACCGUGGCUCGCAAUGAUGACGAUGACUUUCGACGCCAGUAUUACUCAACAAGUCGGGUUUCAGGAGGAAGCGGACAAGUUGGCCUUCUGGACGAUCAUCCUCAGCGGCGUCUUGAGUUUGACGGCGUCGCGACUCGCGGACGCGUUUCAACGUCACCUAAAAGUCGCCCUUUACAUCCUGCUGGCUACUUCAUCGGCGAUGUUCCUCUGGAUACUCCUGCUGGACGAUCGCGUCCUUGUCUUUCACAAAGGCGAGCUGUACGCCGCAGUGAUCCUGGGGAUAUCCGCCAGCUGGUCCACCCCGGCCCUCUUCCUCGAGCUUGCUUCCGAGAUUGCGUUUCCGGUCUCGGAAGCCAUCGUCGGCGGCUACAUGAUCUUCCUGUCGAACCUGGUCGGCGCGCUCUUCUACUUCUCGUAUUUCCUGCCGUGGAUGAGUAAGUGAUGCUAAACAAUUAUCCAUUCAAAGAAUUAUUCUAUUCUUCCGUUACCUUCGAUUUUACAAGUUUCAAUUUUUUUCACACACUUGACCCGAUCGUGUCUAUUUUAUUUUCUUCAUUUUCUUGUUAGACGAACAUUGGUCAACGUACUGGACGUUCGCGAAUCUCGCGAUGGCGACGAUUCUUGUGAUAUAUGUCAAGGAAGAUUAUACUCGAACGAAGAUAGAGUAAGUGUUUGUAUUUGAUGACUUCUUCCUUUACUUCUUGUUAUUCUUCAUGUUAACAUUAUUAGUUUGGAAUCUCGAGCGUCCCAGGAGAAGUUGAAAGACUGCAAGAAGCACCGAAAGAAGAUAAUGCAUUAAUAUUGAUCCUGUUUAACAGAUAAAUCCAUAAAUUUAUUAAUUUGUAUAUUAAUUAGUCGAUAAACAUUCGCUCCUCUUUUCUCAACAAAUUUUAGUAACAAACAAUGUAGCGAAAUAUAUAAAUUCUUUUUUUUAAUAAACAUUUUAAAUUAUUGUUAAUAUACUGUCGAUUAUUCAGUAUUAAAGUUAACAUAAUUUAAUACAAGAAGUUAACGUAAAAACCACCUGCGGACACUUUGCGCUCUCGGGAUCACGCGCGUUACUGAGGUAACAUAAGUAAGUAGGAGGUAUGCAGAGCGAAGUGAACCGCAAGUUUGAAUUCGGAAAUUAACCUCUGAUGGCGCGCGAGAUUCGAGGUGCAAUUAUUCCUUCACACUUUUGCGCCAGUUAUUGCUGCAGUGAAUUGCCGUUUCGCGUUUGAAGCUUAGAUUUUAUUUCUUUCACGUCUUUUACGUCUUUUGUAACCUUCCAAAGCGAGAAAGUUAAUAAAUAAGAUUUAUUCGGCAAUAUUCAAAAAAGCGCGCGGAGGCGUCCGCUUCGAACGUCACGUCAGCUGAUUGGACUGUACUUGCACAGUCAUGACAUUUGCUCCCAUGAACCGACUUGCAUAUCAGCAGCAUUGUUGUGGAUUUAGUUGUUAUCGUCGUCUUGCCAGGAAAUAAUAGAACCGAUGACGAUGUUGGCAAGGAUCCUGAAUAGGUUAAACGAUACUUUUGACACCCAAGACGUUGCCCCGGCGUUCGCUGCUCUUGAUUGCGUCCGUCAUUCCCGAACAUGCUGCGAACGGAUCUUUUAGAGUCUCCAGACGGACUCCUUAGAUUGUAAGGGAUUAGCUCGAUGAUCGUCAUUGAUCGGAAAUCCAGUAGUCAUCGACAGUAGUCAUCAUGGAGAAGCAGAAA
Molecule: messenger RNA, 2750 nt
Organism: Ooceraea biroi (clonal raider ant)
Lineage: Eukaryota; Metazoa; Arthropoda; Insecta; Hymenoptera; Formicidae
Product: disrupted in renal carcinoma protein 2 homolog
Cellular component (GO): intracellular membrane-bounded organelle; membrane
Source: RefSeq, a predicted model, not a curated record